Messenger RNA from Zeugodacus cucurbitae (melon fly), 5641 nucleotides. RefSeq lists its product as uncharacterized. The record is from RefSeq and is a predicted model, not a curated record. NCBI's taxonomy places the organism in Eukaryota, Metazoa, Arthropoda, Insecta, Diptera, Tephritidae. The transcript has a single exon. The coding region runs from base 1716 to 2129 and encodes 137 amino acids.
AGCCUAAAGAGUUUCUAGCUGGAGAAGGGAAACCUUAUGAAAAUGAAAUACCCGAACAAUCAAAAUGUGCAGUUCGGUAAAUUUGAAAAGAAAUAUCCCAGGUCUGUCCAGUUUUAGAGAGCUGAUAUGCCAUUUCAUGUAACCUUAAUUAUGAACUUAGCAGUUUACUCGACUAUGAAGUUUUACUAACUUUGAAGAGAGGUUAGAACUUUUCAUGGAAUGGGUCUCUAGAAGAUACUUCCAACUGUCUGAAUAUUUUUUUAACUUAUGCACGUUUUCCGUUUUCGGAUAGUCCGAUGACAAUAUUUGUUGAAUCAUUCCAGUUCUGUAAGGUUUAAGAGAUAUCGUAAGCAUUUUUUUCAAUCUCACCCAGAAUAUGAGCUUAGAAGUUUAUCCGACAAUGAGUUUUUACUAACUUAGAAGAGAGGUUGGAACACGAGAUCGAUUCCACUCUUCAUGGAAUGCGUCCCUGGAAGGUAUCUUUCACUGUCUAAACAUUUUUAAAAUUUUUCGGUUUUUUCGGGUGCAGACUUGCGCUUUAUAUUGUCCAUAGAGACGAAUUUCGAAGGAGUGUGUCGAAAGAAGAAUGUAAUAAACGUAAAAGUUCCACACUGAAAGACCUCUCCAGCUUCGAAGCGACAUGCUUUAUCAGAACUUCACUUCGGGUUACGAAUUAGCGGCUUAAAAGUCUAGUCCAAAAUCAGUUUGGCAGUUCGGCAGUUCCCGAGCUUCAAAUACAACAUUUCUUAAUUUUGUAUUCACUUUUCUUUAGGGGGUGCCCAACCUUGUACCCACCACAGCUGUCACUGGUAAAACAAAUGUCGCGACUGUGAGUCACUCAUGAUUGGCUGUUGAAUGCGUGCUGUUGCACGAUUUUCUACAUUAUUUUAAGUACAAAAGUUGGGUGACCUUUUCGAAAAUAAUACUUGUGGUUGUAGUUGUAGUAUAUAUGCAUGUGGUAUACGUGCAGGCAGGCAGGCUUAUAAGCCCUACAAAUUUAAUAUGCACAUAUACAUACAUACAUAUAUAUAUUAAAAUGUCAUAUGUCAAAUGUAUGCAGUUAGUCUUGCGGGUCUAUGAAAUUAUAAGUUGGCGCAUAUGUUGUUUUAGUUUUAUUUUUCUUAAAACACCAACCAACUUCGUCAUCAAUGAAAUGGCAAUUUGUCUCUUUAUUGUUGCGCGUCAAACUUAGUUGUUGCUUUAUUAUGACUUCGUUAGCUGCAGGACUAUAAUGUAUGAUAUAAAUAUAAACAUACGAGUAUGUAUGUACGUUUGAUGAUGUGUCUGCCACCAAAUGACAUGUCCAAAAUGCGCAACAAAAGCGCUUAUACUAAAUAGUAUAAAGUUUGAGUUGCUGGGAAGGACAUUGUUAUUAUAUUUUUGUUGUUUUAGUGGCAUUCAUUCGCCGAACAAAAAUGUUGUUUUUCGCAAAUUACGGUUUAUUCUAGUACUUGCUGUGCCUACGAACGGACGACAAUCGUGAUAGGCAACGCGAAGUGACAGCGCGAAGUCGAAAAAAUAAGAUUUAGUGAGUUCAAGAAUAAUAAGAAAAGCUAAUAAUAAAGCAAGAAAUAAAAAUAAAAAAUAAUAAUAAUUAAAAUCGAUAAAAGACAACCGCUAAAUUAAUCGAUAAAUAAUAAAAAAGUUGAAUUCACCAACUAUAAUAAUACAAAGAGUGGGAGCGCGUGAAAAGUGAAGAGCGAGCGAUCGAAACCAUGUCGGACGACAGCAUGGAUGGCAAUUUGAGCAGCAACACUUCGAGUCCCGAAAAACGUCGCUCGACGGUACCCGAUAUUUUACCACAUCAACGCAGUUUCGAGAAGCGCUACAGUCACAUGAUACACAAGCAAAUACUGGAGACGGGCGUGAAUAAGGAGGCGCUACAGCGGCAAAUCAAUGCAUAUUUCUCUUGCGGUGGCGCUGGCAGUAGUGGUGCCGGGAAACGACAGGGGUCUACUCAGGAAGAUGUGAAUGAAAAUGUGACUGAGGCCGCAACGGAAGGCGAGGAGCAACAGCAGCAGGAGAGCAGUUCAAAGCGUGCUGGAGUGGAAAGUAGAAAGACUUUGGAUAAAGCAGAAACUGUGGAUAUUGCCGAAUUGCAGGGAGCGAAAGUUGCUGGCGAUUUGUAAAAUCACUUUGUACGGUUAUUUGUAUGAAGAUGCAUAUGUAUAUGAUGAGCCGCCGUUUUUUGAGAAAACAAGUUAAGUUCAAAAAAAAAGUAUUGAAAUUCCAAUAUAUAUUUUUUGAAUACUUAAGUAAACAUUUUUUUUUAAUUAUCUUGACUUGCUACAUUUUUGGAUAUUCUAUUUCGAAUUUCUGAACUUGUCAAGAUUUUCUUUGAAGUCUUAAGUUUUAAGUUUGAGAUAGUAUUGAGUAUUGAAAUUGUAAAAAAUAUGUUUUUAAUAUUCCAUCGGUCCAAUUUCACUAUUUUUUCAGUAAAAAUACUAAAAUCUUGUUGUUUUUACUUUGACAGCUAUCCCUCUAGGAUAUUCUAUAAUUGAAAUUGAAAAAAACACUUUCUUUAGAAUAUGUUUUUUAUGCAUUUAAAAAAAUAUUUUAAUAAGAUAUUCUGGUCUUUAAGAAUAAUUUUUUUUUUUAAUUUUUAAAUCUGUUUGUUUUCUACUUUUAAGGUUAUGAAACAAAAAAAAUUCUGAAUGCGCGAAGUAAUUGAUACUUAUACAAUACAUAUAGUAUAUUAGAGUCUAGCUCAAUUUUGAAAAUUUCGUCUAAAUAAAGCUUUACAUAUAAUCAUUUUCGUAAACUAAAAGCAAGUGUUUCACUUUUUUGUUGUAAACAUAUGUUGUUGUUGUAACGGUUAUAUAGACCUACUUGAAACGACAAGCACAAAUCAAUUAUAGUCGAAGUUAUCGAACGGCAGGCCCAGCAAAUAAGCUGUUUCGACAGGUUCGGACCAAUGGGAGAGGUAUGUUAGUUGGAUGGGGUUAAUUGGGCAUGCAAAGAAGUGGUUAGUGUCAUUGCAUGCCGGACAUAUGUUGGCUAUCUCGGGGUACAGUCUGGAUAAGUAGGAGUUUAAUCUACUACAGUAGCCAGAACGAAGUUCCGCGAGGGUUACUCUAGUUUUGGCGGGGCAGUUCGAGCUCGGUGUCUGAGUCAAGGAAGGUGUAAAUAGCUUAUCUAUAAAUGGCCUUCAGUGCUUGUGGGUAGUCAAAUGCGUCCGUAAUCCGGGCGGUAAGUGCAAGACGUCGACGUAUUUUAGGAAACACUCUAGAUGGGGAUGAAUAUUCUGGGAGGCGGCUCAGCUUCCAGCAAGUGACUGCAGGGUUGGUUACUGUGAAAGCAUUCCAAUAGAAACUGCUUGGUGAGCAAUUCAUUAUGCUCCUUAACAGGCAGCAUAUAGGCACCGUUGUGUAAGUGCUCGACCGGAGACAUCAAGAGACGACCUGUGACUGUCCGGAGUGAAGAGUUAGGACAAGUCUGAAGCGUCUUUAAAUAUAUAUCACGAUCUCUUACUGCACCCAGGCGACUCUCGAACUGUUUGGAAAGUUAUAUUUCGAUCUAUCGUAGUGGGAAACGCUUUAUAAUUUUUAUUUCCAAUAUGUCCGAUUUGUUAAACCGUAUAACCCAGCACAAUUGGGAGCCGAAAUGUAUAUGGUAGAAUGAAUUUUCAAAUGUCUAUAUUUUCAGUAGAAAAUUUUACCUUUUAACUAAAGCAAUCCUUUGAAAAAAAAAACGAGGUCCUAAUAUACAUAGGAAGACAUAACAUAAACAUUCGGAAUUGGGAAAGGGUGGAUCUCGAUCUCAAGCAACACGCCACUUUUAACCUCUAUAGGAAUUAACUAGGGAGCUAUUAUAUAAUUCCAAAUCCACUUCAACAUAGACAAAUCAACAGCAAACCAAAUGAAAUCAAUUGCCGUCACCACAUAAUUGGUAGACCAAUUAUACCAAGACCAUUUGUUGCCACCAAACAAACAUACCUACAUACGAUUGCAUAGCACAGUAGCUGCGUUAAUCAAACUUGAAGUGAUAUUUGUCUGCGUUAUUAACCUUUCACGCACUUUUAUCGACUCCCAGAGCCCACACAAGCGAAUACUCAAGCUGUCGACCGAGAUGGAUGAGGGUAAAAUUGAUUGGCGGGGGUGAGGAAAUCAAUUAAACAAAUAUAAGGUGGAUAUGUAUGAUUGUACAGAUGUAUGCUUGCAUAUAUAAAUAUAUAAAUAAAUUUCAGCACAGCACAUCGAGCUCUAGAGUCAAUAUUAUAAGGUAUGUGGUGCGGGCAUUUCCGUACCGUACAAAUCCGGUGUUGGCAGUUCAUUUGUGUCGUGACAGUAAAUCGAAUCGGAAAGUGAAGUGCUUAUGUCGAGUGGUUGGACAUAAUGAAACGGACAGUGCUGUAAGAGCGACAUGGUCAGCUACUUAAGUGUGGACAGUUGUGGAGUGAGAGAGAGAGGCUUUAAAAGUGGAAGGAGGGAAGUCGGAGCGGGGGUUACACGCAGGAUGCGAGCAACUGGAGGACGGUCGAUUGUACGAACUUCUGUUUGCAUUUGGCAACACUUGAACGCCUCAAUGCCAUACAAACCAAGUGCAGCCAAUUCACUGAAAACACCAACACACAAACACACACAAGCACAAGCAAAGGCUCGCACAACAAUGGCGUUCGCAUUCAAGUGGAAUUGAUGCAUUGAAAUCGGCAUUGGCGACAGGAUAAUAAGGCGGGGAAUGGCGUAGAAUUCGUGUGGUUGGCGCAUAGCGUACACAGCAGUGGAAAUAGCUCAAGUGACUGGCAUUACAAAUUCAUAGCAUAGUGGAUGGUUGGAGAAAGCGUUUGAAAGUAUUUUUCUUUUCUUUUUUUUUCUACUGCGUAAACAUGUGGGUAAAACGAAAACGCCGCUGACAAAGCAACAAGUGGCUGCGAGUGCAGCUAAUGCCGUUACAAGCAUUUGGCGUAAAGGAAUUGCUUGCGUGAAAACUUUUGGAUUCUUUUCUUCUACUUUCUUUUUUUUAUAUUUUCUUUGAAGAAAUGUCUUCUCAAAACUGUUUACCGAACGAAGAAGCGCAGGAAGGUAGGGGAAAAGUGUGUAAAUGUUGUUAAAUGAGUGGAAAGUGAGUGUGAAGUGAACUUUUGUAUUUUGUACAGUGUGUAAAUGCUUGAAGAAAUGGAAAAAAAUUAAAAUAAUGUGAAAAACAACAAAAAACGUUAACUUCGGCUGUACCGAAGCUAAUAUACCCUUCACAGGUGCAUUUCUUUUAGACACAUAGUUAGUUUAAGCAAAUCUAAAGACGUAAGUAAAAAAAAGAAGACAUUUUACUAAUUCUUUUUAGCCGGGUUGUUUGCUAGAAACAUUAAGGUUAUUAGGUAAACCGAUCUGAACAAUUUCUUCGGAGAUUAUAUUAUUACCUUAGGCAGUAAUCCAUGUCAAAUUUCGUGAAGAUAUGCAGUAAAAUGCGGAAGUUUUCCAUACAAGCCUUUGAUUCCGACCGUUCGGUUUGUAUGGCAGCUAUAUGCUAUAGUGAACCGAUCUGAACAAUUUUUUCGGAGAUUAAAUUAUUUCUAUGAGCAAUAACUCACACCAAAAUUCGUGAAGAUAUGCAGUAAAAUGCAGAAGUUUUCCAUACGAGCCCUUGAUUCCGAUCGUUCAGUUUGUAUGGCAGUUAUAUGAUAUAGUGGUCCGAUAUCGGCAGU